AUGACGGCUCAAGUCAGUAAGGAAGUUGGGCCCCAUGUGAACCCUAAUGUGAGCACUAUGGCUUCUAGAUUGAGGGAUUUUGUGAGGACAAGUCCUCCGGUGUAUCUUGGUUCCAAGAAUUCAAGGGCUAAGAUGAACCAAUUCAUGAUGGGAGUAUCUAAAUUAGUAGAAAAUGAAUGUCGUGUGGCAAUGCUUAUAGAUGAUAUGGAUAUCUCACGUCUUAUGAUUUUUUCCCAACGAAUAGAAGAGUUAAAACUUAAGAAGGAAUCUAAGGAGAAAAAGAGGUCUACAUUGGAUGAUGAUGAGCCCUUGGAUGAUGAGUCUGAUGGACAUGAUCGCCCUAAGUUUAGACAAAAGUUCCCCGAGCAAGGUCCCUCAAGUACUUCUAAGUUCAACCAAAAGAGGGUGUCUAACCCAAAGUCUCAAGAAGAAGGUAGUGAAAUUCUAUUACCGGGAUGUCUUGAGUGUGAUAGGAGCCAUGAGGGUGAAUGCUUAGCGUGCUCUAAUAUUUGUUUUGGUUGUGGUGAUUUGGGCCACAAGAUAAGGCAUUGCCCUAAGAUUGCUAGAAAUGAAAAAGAUAGUCGUCGUAGGUCCCAACCCUACCCUUCCUCCGGUCCACUUGGUUUGGGUGGCAAGGCUCCAAGGAAGAAUAGAUCUUAA
This is a messenger RNA of Solanum stenotomum, 660 nucleotides long. RefSeq lists its product as uncharacterized. The transcript is spliced from 2 exons. Gene Ontology annotation, molecular function: zinc ion binding; nucleic acid binding. Lineage: Eukaryota; Viridiplantae; Streptophyta; Magnoliopsida; Solanales; Solanaceae. The record is from RefSeq and is a predicted model, not a curated record. The coding region runs from base 1 to 660 and encodes 219 amino acids.